AUGCAUGCCCCAAGCAAAAUGUCCCCGAAUCAAAUCUACCAAUUCUCCCUCAUCGGUAGUCUCAUGCACGGCGUCUGCCACGAUGGCAUCCCCGCCUCCCACAUCCUCCAGAAAGGCACCCACGGUCUCGGCACCGUCGCCGACCUGGACGGCGAGAUCGUGGUCGUCGACAGCGAGGCAUACCACUUCACUUCCGCGGGGGUCGUGCGCCGCCUGGCAUCAACCGACACCAUCCCCUUCGCCAUGAUGACGGACUUCCACCCCACGACAACCACGCAGCUCGCCUCGCUGGACACCGAGGGCCUACUGGAGCACGUCUCCCCGCUCCUCGGCCCAGGGCGCAACUACUUCCUCGCCGUGCGCGUGGACGCCUUCUUCCCGUCGCUGUCCGUCCGGAUCAUCCCCAAGCGCGAGAACCCGGACGAGGCGCUCGGCGAUCUGACCAGGCGGCAGAGCGUGACUUCCAUCGAGAACUCGACCGGCUCCCUGGUCGGCUUCUGGUCGCCGGAGUAUACGGCCGGCUUGAGUGUCGCGGGGUUCCAUCUUCAUUACCUGUCGGAUGACCGGAGGGCUGGUGGCCAUGUGCUGGAUUUCCGCGCGCACGAGGCGAGCGUUUCGGUUGCGGUGGUGCGGGAGUAUCAUAUCGAGCUGCCGGUUACGGGGGAGUUCCGGGAAACGGGGAUCAAGGUGCCGGAGUUGGCGGAGGUGGAGCAGGCAGAGGGGUUUCGCAAGCACGGUUGA
This is a messenger RNA of Aspergillus thermomutatus, 741 nucleotides long. RefSeq names its product acetolactate decarboxylase. Lineage: Eukaryota; Fungi; Ascomycota; Eurotiomycetes; Eurotiales; Aspergillaceae. Gene Ontology annotation, biological process: acetoin biosynthetic process. The coding region runs from base 1 to 741 and encodes 246 amino acids. The record is from RefSeq and is a predicted model, not a curated record. The transcript has a single exon. Gene Ontology annotation, molecular function: acetolactate decarboxylase activity.